Lichtheimia ornata is the source of this 939-nucleotide messenger RNA. RefSeq names its product arginase. Bases 1 to 939 code for a protein of 312 amino acids. NCBI's taxonomy places the organism in Eukaryota, Fungi, Mucoromycota, Mucoromycetes, Mucorales, Lichtheimiaceae. The record is from RefSeq and is a predicted model, not a curated record. The transcript is spliced from 3 exons. Gene Ontology annotation, cellular component: nucleus; cytosol; cytoplasm. Gene Ontology annotation, molecular function: manganese ion binding; arginase activity.
AUGAGCCCUACAAAUACAUUCUUAAAGACCAACCAAGUAUCUGUGAUUGGUGUACCAUUCAAUGGUGGCCAACCUCGUGGUGGUGUUGAACACGGCCCUGCCAAGCUUGUCGAAUUUGGAUUGCUGCAGCAGAUUGAAGAAUUGAAUUGGAGCGUCAAGUACCAAGAUCAUAAAGAAGCUAUUGAAAAGCUUAAGCCUGCUGAGGAUCCCGAUGUCCAAAAUCUCAAAAAGCCCAAGUAUGUAUCAGCUGCCACCCGCUAUGUAGCAAGCGAGAUUCAAAAAGAAGCCGAGCAAGGUCACUUUAUCUUGACACUUGGUGGUGACCAUUCGAUUGCGUUGGCUACCGUAUCGGGUGUCUUGGGUGCACAUCCUGAUGCAUGCGUUAUUUGGGUGGAUGCACAUGCUGAUAUCAACACACCCGCAUUGACUGAGUCAGGAAAUAUCCAUGGAUGUCCGCUCAGCUUUUUGACUGGUAUUGCCGAAGACCAUCCUGAUUUUCGAUGGGUUAAACCUUGUCUCGAUACACAGCGACUUGUCUACAUUGGCUUACGUGACGUUGAUGAUGCCGAAAAGAAGAUUUUGAAGGAUCACAACAUCAAGGCAUACUCGAUGCAUCACGUUGACAAGUAUGGCAUUGGCAAGGUAUUGGAUAUGGCUUUGGAUGAUGUCAACCCAGAUCGCAACCGCCCCAUUCAUCUUUCAUUUGACGUGGAUGCUCUCGACCCAACCGUGGCUCCAAGCACAGGUACGCCUGUUCGUGGAGGCCUGUCAUUCCGUGAAGGUCAUUACAUUUGUGAAGCUCUCGCUGAGACCAAGCUUUUGGUAUCCACUGACAUUGUAGAAGUCAACCCUGAGUUAGAAGAUGAAAAGGCCGCCUUCCAAACGAUCCAAGUCGGAUGCUCACUUGCUCGUUGCUGCUUGGGUGAAUCGCUUUUAUGA